AUGGAGUACGUGUUUGAUGUCUUCUUCGACGAGUGCUUCAACAAGAUGGAGCGCAGCGGGCUGAUGUCGCGUGCCGGUCGGCGUGAUAUCAUCAGCCAUCUGAACUCGGUCAUCUCCGGCUGCAUCCAGGGUCGGCAAACGGCGUCCACGCAGCUAGCCGUCGGGUUGGCCGUCACGUCCGCGAUCGAUUACCACAACCGGAUGAAGGGCGACAACUACGAGGUGUGCAUGAUGGGCAAGUAUCACAACGUGCUGUACAUCGCGCUCCGGAUCACCUGGGACUGGGGGCUGGAGGAUUCGACCAUAGUGCGGAACCUGCUGGACGAAAUUUUUAAGUGUGAGAAAACCUUCGAGCGGCUGUUUUUGGGCGCACUGUUCGGAUGCAAUGCGCCACACUUUAUCGCCGGCUGGAAGAGCGACUUUAACGAUCAGGAUGAGAAUCUGCGGGCGGUCGUAUUCUUUCUGCACCAUUCGGCGAAAGCACGGGCUAUCUAUCCGACCUACUCGUACGCGUACCAGCGAUUGCGCCCCACGAAAUUUAUCGACGUACCCAUAGACUCUUGUGGUAAGGCGUCACCGUUGCGCGUUGCACUACAAGCAUCCGCACCGGACAUUGUGCUGAUACUGCUGCGUCACGGUGCUAACCCUUGCCCGGACGAUGGUGGCGCAAGUCCGGUGCUUAGUUUGCUGGAGAAGCUAGCCGAAUGCGAGAAUCGCUGCUACCCGUUUCAGCUCGUGUCCUGCCUGAAGCUGCUGCUGCGCACGAUCGUUAUGGUGGAGCUACCGUACAAGCCGCACGUGUACGCUGUAAGGAAGGAGAUGUUCGAAAGCAAGUACACCGGUCUGUUGGAGGAUGGUAUACUGCCACCAGAUCAGGUGUACGGCAUACCUUCGCUGAAGCAUAUGAGUCGCUGCACGAUACGCGAGGUGUUGCGAGAGAACUUCCAGCUACCAGGCAGCAUUGUGAAACUGCCGCUUCCACGUAAACUUAAGAAAUAUAUAGAUUUGCUUGACUGAUGCACUUA
Messenger RNA from Anopheles maculipalpis, 1025 nucleotides. RefSeq lists its product as uncharacterized. The coding region runs from base 1 to 1017 and encodes 338 amino acids. The transcript is spliced from 2 exons. Gene Ontology annotation, biological process: intracellular signal transduction. Lineage: Eukaryota; Metazoa; Arthropoda; Insecta; Diptera; Culicidae. The record is from RefSeq and is a predicted model, not a curated record.